UGCCUCACUUCCGGUAGUUACCGGGCCCGAUAUCCGGUGUCCGCCCGCCCUCCAUCCCGCUGCCUCCGCGAUGCUGUCCCGGUCCCGCUGCGUGUCCCGGGCGUUCAGCCGCUCGCUUUCUGCCUUCCAGAAGGGGAACUGCCCUCUGGGGAGACGUUCCCUGCCUGGGGUCUCCUUAUGUCAGGGACCAGGUUACCCUGACAGCAGGAAGAUGGUCAUUAACAACAGUAGCGUCUUCAGUAUUCGCUUCUUCCAAACCACGGCUGUGUGUAAGAAUGACGUGAUCACAGUCCAAACCCCAGCGUUUGCAGAGUCCGUCACAGAGGGAGAUGUCAGGUGGGAGAAAGCUGUUGGAGAUGCGGUGGCAGAAGAUGAAGUAGUGUGUGAGAUUGAGACGGACAAGACAUCUGUGCAGGUUCCAUCACCAGCAAAUGGCAUCAUUGAAGCUCUCUUGGUACCUGAUGGGGGCAAAGUUGAAGGAGGGACUCCUCUUUUCACACUCAGGAAAACUGGUGCUGCUCCUGCUAAAGCCAAACCAGCUGAAGCUCCUGCUACAGCCCCAAAAGCGGAGCCUGAAGCAGCAGCAGCCCCUCCUCCCCUUGUAGCCCCUCCUCCCACUCAGAUGCCACCAGCACCCUCACCCUCACAACUUCCUUCUAGCAAACCAGUGUCUACAAUAAAGCCCACUGCUGCCCCUCCACUGGCUGAGCCAGGAGCUGCUAAAGGUCUGCGUUCAGAACAUCGGGAAAAAAUGAACCGGAUGCGGCAGCGCAUUGCUCAGCGUCUGAAGGAAGCCCAGAACACAUGUGCAAUGCUGACCACUUUUAAUGAGGUCGACAUGAGUAACAUCCAAGAGAUGAGAGCUCGGCACAAAGAUGCUUUUCUGAAGAAACAUAACCUCAAACUAGGCUUCAUGUCAGCGUUUGUGAAGGCCUCGGCGUUUGCCUUGCAGGAGCAGCCUGUGGUAAAUGCAGUGAUUGACGAUGCAGCCAAAGAAGUGGUGUAUAGAGACUAUAUCGACAUCAGUGUUGCGGUUGCCACCCCGAGGGGUCUUGUGGUUCCUGUCAUCAGGAAUGUGGAAACUAUGAAUUAUGCAGAUAUUGAACGGACCAUUAAUGAACUAGGAGAGAAGGCCCGGAAAAAUGAACUUGCCAUUGAAGAUAUGGACGGUGGUACUUUCACCAUUAGCAAUGGAGGAGUUUUCGGCUCACUUUUUGGAACACCCAUUAUCAACCCUCCUCAGUCUGCCAUUCUGGGCAUGCAUGGCAUCUUCGACAGGCCUGUGGCGGUGGGAGGCAAGGUGGAAGUGCGGCCUAUGAUGUAUGUUGCCCUGACCUAUGACCACCGGCUGAUCGAUGGCAGAGAGGCUGUGACCUUCCUCCGAAAAAUCAAGGCAGCAGUAGAAGAUCCAAGAGUCCUCCUCCUAGACCUUUAGGAGGAAGCCACACCUCCUACCUACUGAUCAUGCAGGAACUGAAAAGCAGUCUUCUCCUCGUCCCCUCAUCAGUCCCAGUUAGCCUGAUGACAGGCAGGCACGUACUGCUGGCCUCAGGCAAGGAAGCCAGGGCACUAUGUAACCAGCCUUCACAGUGUUCCCUCUGGACUCUUUCUCACUAUGUCCCUCUCUUACCGUCUGAUAUCUUGGCCCAAAGAGAGAGAGAGAGAGCCUUAAUGGAUGCUCAUUAAUUUUCCUUUCUUCCAGCCCUCCGCAAAGACACUUUUGCUUCUCCCUUGUAGCAGUAUACAAUCGGGGUACUACCAGGGACCAUGUGAUUUGCGUUUUUAUCUUUGGAAAGUGUUCUCCAGCGAUGCCCUGGGGGGGAUGCUUUGCCUCCCAGGCUCAAAGCAGCCUCUGUCCCAGCUGUGCACAUCCUCAUUUGAGUCCAGCUAUGUGGAGGUAUUGAACACAGGCAAGGAGGUGCUGCUCUGCUUCUUAAAUGCACCACCAUUCUGAGCUGUCAGUGGAUUCAAGGUGCCUCUCUCUCUACCUCUUCCAGGAAGCACAGGCCAGGGGAUUUGGGGAUGGGCAGAAUUGUGCAGUCUCCUGAGGUUACCUAGCACACUCAGAUGGGAGUUGAACCCUGGCUUGCCCUCAUGGGCUCCAUUGUGUGCUGGCAUGGGAGGAUUCAUCCUGGCAUAAUCACAGCUGUGGUCAUCUAACCCUCUCCAGGCUUCUAGGAAUCAUCUAGGACCUCGUGCUCGUUGAGAGCAGAGCUUAGCACAUCAUGGCACUCGGACAGCCUGGUGAAGGGUCUGCGCUGGCCAGAUUAGGGUGACUAGAGCUUUCAAACUCAAGGUGGUAUGAGCAUGUGAUGGGAAGAGGCCAUUCUCUCAGGAGUUAGUAUAGUGAUGAAAUGGAUGAUGUCAUCUCUGAGGUCACCCUUUGGGUGCAGGUACAAUCAUUGUAAUUUCACGAAGCAUGGUAAAACGCAGGUACGAGGUUACGAAAGUUCCUGGGUCUUGUGUCCUACACCGAGGCCUGAGACUGCUGACAGUCCACACGGGGCCCUUAGUGCUGAUGCCCUUUUUCUUGUAAUCCAGGCAAGCUGGGGGGAGGGGAAGAGGUCAGUAUAGAGUGCCUGCAGCAUCUGCCACUGCAUUUUCACCAUUCAGAACUUGUAACUAAGAUAUUUAAAGAGACUGAUUUUGAAUGAAAAUUAAAGGGCAAAUGUUCUCCAA
Molecule: messenger RNA, 2679 nt
Organism: Acomys russatus (golden spiny mouse)
Lineage: Eukaryota; Metazoa; Chordata; Mammalia; Rodentia; Muridae
Gene: Dlst
Product: dihydrolipoamide S-succinyltransferase
Exons: 15
Coding region: 71-1435 (454 amino acids)
Biological process (GO): tricarboxylic acid cycle
Cellular component (GO): oxoglutarate dehydrogenase complex
Molecular function (GO): dihydrolipoyllysine-residue succinyltransferase activity
Source: RefSeq, a predicted model, not a curated record